Messenger RNA from Macrobrachium nipponense, 1074 nucleotides. RefSeq names its product trypsin-1-like. The coding region runs from base 32 to 862 and encodes 276 amino acids. Lineage: Eukaryota; Metazoa; Arthropoda; Malacostraca; Decapoda; Palaemonidae. Gene Ontology annotation, molecular function: serine-type endopeptidase activity. The transcript is spliced from 3 exons. Gene Ontology annotation, biological process: proteolysis. The record is from RefSeq and is a predicted model, not a curated record.
UGACGAGGAGGAAUCUUGCUGGUGACCAAAGAUGGAAGAAGCUCUGGUGAUCUCCUGUAUACUGACGCUGGUUUCGUCAGCCGCACCUCACAUCCACAUAAACGAACACGAACAGAACACGAGGGUGAUUGGUGGGAACACAGCAGCGAGAGGAGAGUUCCCGUACCUGCUCAGUCUGCAGGUGAAGACUGGAGAGCUGCUGGGAACUCACAUAUGUGGAGCUGCUGUUGUCAGCAAUAUGUGGGCAAUAUCGGCUGCCCACUGCGUCGGUCAUGCUCUCGUCGACAAGGAAUCGUUGCAGAUAGUGGCUGGAGAAUACUCGCUCCAAUCACCAGAGGGAACCGAGCAGAGAAUAGACGUCGCGGAGAUUGUGGUCCACGAAGAGUUCGACCCCCUGACUCUAGCCAACGACAUCGCGCUCUUGAGAUUGAAGAGCUGGCUCUACUACGACAGAAACGUCCAGCCGGUCGCCCUGGCCUUCCGGGGCUACAGCCCCCACCCCCUGGCCAAAUGCGUCCUCUCCUGGCUGGGGCGCGACCCGCGAGGAAGGCCCGACGUCGGACGUCCCGAAGUACGUGAAGCUCCCCGUCGUCUCGGACUCGUCCUGCGAAGGAUACUACGAAGGAUCUGGCUUGAGCGUCUGGGUUCGUCCACCCUCUGCGCUGGGUAUGAGGGCGGCGGGGCAGACGCCUGCAGUCAGGACGACGGGGGGCCCUUGGUGUGCGAGGCUGGGGCACACAAGUACCUGGUGGGCAUCGCUUCCUUCGGCAUAGGUUGUGGGAGGCCUCGGCAGCCUGGGGUCUACACGGAGGUGUCUUACUUUGCCCAGUGGGCUGCCGAAGUGACUGGGGGGCGACGCUGAGCGGAAUAGGAGCCUUUGUUGCGACAGCCUGUGGUGGACUUGUCGUAAACAAUAAACUAAUGGUAUCUUAGUAUCCGCAGAGCUGAUUGACUAAGAUAGUUGGAUGGAGAUGCCAGCAAAUUGCUCGGGGAUAAUUGUACUCAUGGUUUUCUUAGACGAACCCCACUGCCAACACGAUUGCAACAUUUUUGGUAAACACGCAAAAAAAAAAA